CCAGGUUCCUUGCAUUCAUUCCUACCAUUCGUAAUUGCAUUUAACUUUCGAAUAUUAUGAGGUAUAAAUUACCGAAAACGUUAGCUAAUGAUUAAGCUCUUGAAUUGACAUGCCCGCUCUGAACAAAUAAUAUAAAAACGUAACUUUCUCGCCAGCAGAGUUACCUUAGUCACCGUUGUGUAUUAAGAUGAAUGCAAUAUGAUGAGUUAUGCAUGCCCAAGUUCAAUAUGUCAUUCUUGACGUCAGUUUAAAUUACCAUGGGUAACGUCCCUGGUAAACAUGAAGCGAUUGACGUCCAAUUGAACACCAGCGCUGACGAAGCUAUCGACGUAACAAACGUCGUGAUCUACGAUGUCGAGGACACACUCCUGAACCUUAAAGUGACCUCAAAUCGUGAGCACGAUGAACUGAAAGCUCGAAAUUGUGUCAUCAACAGCGAAUUCAAAGCCGUCACGCUCUUGGAGACGACUUCUCAACCUGCAAACGAAAUGACAACUCCUCUGGCCCCGUCCUCAGACCAUCCUGUUGGUGACACUGAGCUGGGUCAUACCAUGAGUGUGUGUGGUGGUGAUACACCGAAUAUGUGUAGUGGUGAUACAGCGAGUGUAUAUGGUGAUCAUAUCACUAGUGUAUGUGGUGAUGACGCGUCGGGUAUGUGUGAUGAUCAUACGACGAGUGCGUUUGAAAAUUCUUUAACAUGUUCUGAUGUCCCAGACAUGAGCUUCAGUCAAUCUUUGAUGGUCUUGAGUGAAGACUGCAAUAGGUUACUAGUUGAUGUUCCUAGUAACCUCAUGGUCGAUGAAUGCCACCAACAAACUCCUUUAAUCGGGAUACAACUUGAUGAAGACUUGAAUCCUGAGUCCUUGCCAUUUGAAAGCCUAAACUCCAAUUUCCAGUACGCCGUUUUGCUCGACUCGGAUUCAGACGAGGACAGUUCUACGACCAACCCUGCUCAAGGCCACGACAUAGGUUCCAUCAAACGCAGAUUGGAUUUGUCCGAGAUAGGAGACGCUCUGGAUUUACUUUCAACUGAGGCUGAGAACCAACUGGAAGGUUGUGAUAAGUGGAGCUUGGGUUCCUGCAGCCUAGGAGGUUUUGAUAGCAGGACUUGGGAUAAACGGCGCAGCAGCAUCGACCACAAGGAAGAAAUGGGCAAGCUCCUCUACCCCGAGAGAAUCCCUGAAUCUUUUGUUGACGAGUGCAGUACCAGCGUUCCUCCCGGAAUUGAUGCUGUUCGCGAGCAAAGCAUACACCAUAUCACGGACAUUCCAGCUAGUAUCCUUCCUGGAAACUAUGAUAAUUUGCCUGUCCUCUCCGAUGCCGUGCCCCACUCUAUUGCAGCAGCGGAAGCCGAGGAAGCUGCUGCUGCGAACAGGUGUUGCGAUGACUCGUCGCAUGCUGAAGCUCAUUCUCUGAGACAUGCUGACUCCGCUGAUUUAUUAGCUGAAGUAUGCAGUAUAACUUUGGUGGAUGAUAGUUCUCACGCAGCUUCUUCGCAAGACAUGGGGGGAGAAUGUUAUAGCUCCCAAGUGAUUCAUAAUGCGAUGGAAAUUCUUCCAAGUGGAGAAAAUGAACGUUUCGCAGCUGCAGAUGAGGAAAAACAAGAGAAUAAUGUUGUUGUAGUCGAUUCCUUUUCUGGCGGAAUUUCCGACAUGACACCUGACGUGAAUGGCUGCAAUAUUUCAACUGUCUGCACGCCAUGCUCUACAAUUACUGAUGUUGCCAACCAAGAUACUCAUAGUGACAAUUUGGACCCUCAUGUUGCCAGCAUAGUACCACACAUUGCCAAUGUUGAACCACAUGUCGAUAAAAUAAUACCUCAUGUCAACAACAAAGAUUCAAAUUCGGCCAACAAAGAUCCACAUGCUGCCAACAAAGACCUGAAUGUGAGGCCCCCGUCUGUUCACGUGACGGGUGCCUUGUUCUUCCCGCCUCCCAUUGAUGAAGAGGACGAGGAAAGCGAAGCGCCUGUGAAGGAUCAGGAUGUGGGUUUUGGAGAAGGCCUCGACCCCGCAUCGGAUGAAAAGGUCCAGUUGAGACCGAAGGAGGCUGCGGAGAAGUUGCAGGUCGAAAGACGAGCUGGCAACCGCAACUCCAAACCCGACUUGUCGCUCAAACCAGAAUCUAAAUCAUACUUUGGCAAGUCCAUAUUACCAGGACUGUCGGGGCUACAAGGUCUCUCAAACCUACGCCAGAAUAAGAACACUCCAGAACAACAUUCAUCCUCGAAAAAUACCACCUCAGAACCACACCCAGUAACCAAAAAUACCACAAGACCAGCCCAGCGCAGCUCGUGCGACUGCACGUCACUGGACACCAACACGUCUACGAAAGCUAAUGAAAACCGCCUGUCAAACAGCAGCGAAGACAUCACAUGGCUACCUAAACGUCUCCAGGCUCAUCGUCAGCUGUCGUCCUCCGACUCGUGGGGCUCCGAGGACUUCGACUUGUACUCCAGUAACGACGAGGACCUUUCCAGACACGACGAGGAACGUUCCAGAAGCUCUAUUAACGACGAAGAAGUUCCCUCCUCGAAGAACGUGGAACAUAUCGACGAACAUCUCCAUAACAAACUCAAGUGCGUCAAGAGCGCCGAGGAAGUCCCAGUGAGGGACGAGACGCUCAGGAAAGCUGGCGCCGUGUCCGGCAGUUCGGAGUCCGUUGCUGGAGCCGGAGGACGCAGCGAGCGGCUGAAGGCUCGGCUGCUGCGUAAGCGCGAGCAGUGGCGGGAGCGCCGCCAGAGCAGCGGCCGCGACGUCGGCAGGACGGCGGCAGGUCGCCGGGACGCCGCCGAUGUUGAUGCCGUCCCGCCCCGGGACAGCAGGCUCGGCAGCACCGAGGACGUCCCAGCAGUUUCAGGCGGUCCAGAGGCGGGCAAAUUGUCCCGUUGGUUUUCCCUGCGCAAAAGCAACCAUCCCGCUGACGCCGACCGCAGGACGUCACACGCGGGGGCCGGGGCUCCUGGUGGGGGCCGGAACCCCCCCGCGCCACCUGACGAGGUAGACGUCGUUUUUGCGUCGCCCAACGACGUGCGUACUGCGCACUACCGCAACUCGUCUACCUUGUCUACUGCGUCGUCCUCGUCGAGCUCGAGCUCGUCUACGACGUGUUCUUCGUCCUCGCUGCCUGGGAACGCCUCUGGCGCACCUCCCCCCUCCAACGCCCGUAUGCCGCGCCUCACGGAGUUGGAGGAACGCAUGUCAGAAUUGGACGCUAGCACCAAUCCCAGUAACUUUUACGCCAACUCUUGUGGGACUCUUGGGAGCACCCUUGGCACCAUGGGCGCCAACACCUUCCAGAGGCGCCACCAGCCGCCCAGCUUGCCGUCCAUCCCCACGGGGCUCACGGCGCAGCAGAUCAAGCGCCGCCACAUCGUCGCCUCCAUCGUCCACAGCGAGAACAACUACGUCGCCACGCUUCACCGCCUCGUCAGGGACUACCGUAAGCCCCUGGAGGAAUCCAAGCCGCAGAUCCUGAGCCAAGCCAAGAUUGGCACUCUGUUCCACUUCGUGUACGAGAUCCUUCAGUGCCACACGCUCUUCCGCGUGGCACUCUGCGACUGCGUCAGGCACUGGGACAGGGACGAGAAGAUAGGCGACGUGUUCUUCGCGUGCUUCUCUAAGGGCGUCGUGCUCGAGAUCUACAGCGAGUUUAUCAACAACUUCACCCGCGCCAUGGAGCUUGCCAAGCUCGAGAGCAGCAGGAAGAGCGUCUUCGCUGACUUCCUCAAGAUGCGGCAGGUGACCUCCCCCGACCGCCUCUCCUUCUUCGGCAUGAUGGUGAAGCCCGUGCAGCGCUUCCCGCAGUUCAUCCUCUUCCUGCAGGACCUCCUGAAGCACACCCCCAAAGGGCACCACGACCGCAUGUCGCUGCAGCUCGCGCUGACGCAGCUCGAGUCGCUCGCCGAGACGCUGAACGAGCUGAAGCGAGAGUCGGAGCAGCACCAGGCAUUCAAGGCGACACUCAAACAAAUCAACAGCAAGUUUGCCCUCAGGUCCAUUAGUGAGGGCAACCGAUGCCUCAUCCGCCAAGACGACCUCACCAAACUGGAGUUUGGACCCAACGGCCUCAUCAAGCAAACGAAGGAACGUCGCCUGUUCCUGACGACAGACGCCGUCAUCUGCGUCUCCGUCGUGCCCAGGACGUCCGAUGACGUCACCUCUCAUGAACGUCUCUCCCUGAAGUGGUUUCACCCCAUCACCGAGGUUGAGGUUCAAGAAAACAAUUCGUCGCUUACGUUGAGCCGCCUGCUGGCAGCAGGUUUGGCGCAGCGCACGUCUGGCACGGGAAACUCUUCUCUAGGUAAGACAACCGCGACAGGCGGACGCAGUGUGUACGACAUGUACGGCAGCGCGCUCACCAGUUCGCUCGUGGAGAGCGAGGCGAUGGUAGGGGCGCUGUGCGCCGAGAUGAACGACCUCAUGCACGACUACCAAGUCGUCUCGCGGAUUGCUGGACUAGUGGCUACUCUCAAAGGCUCUUAUGACGGGCUGAGCGGGGCCGUGGUGCAGGGAGUGCUGGACGUGAUCCAGCAGAAUAUCCAGGCAAGGGACGACCGCAUGAGUUGGCUGGACGGCUGUUGCCUGCAGGUCAGGGCAGGCAAGGAGACCUUCACUUUCCACGUCAAGAAUCCCGGCGUCAAGAAAGACUGGAUUAUCGAGCUUCGUCUGGCGCAGCUGGCCGUGUCGUCCGUGAACAGCCCCGCGUGGGACGUGGGCGACGCCACGUCUCAGCGUCCCCCGUCCCGACGUCCUCUCUUCGUCACCGCCAUCCCCAUACUGAACGCUGCUCACCACACCCAGGUGGUGUGUGGAUGCCAGUACCCUCUACAAGACGUGCCCAAGAACGUGCCCCUCAAGUCGCUGGUGGCAGGGGCGCGCCGGCGCUACGGCAAGACGCUGACGUCGGUGUGGCUGUGCUCUACUGACGGCGUCACGUCCUACGUCAUACGCUUCGUCACGCACCUCGGUGGGCUGCGUGAGUGUGGCCGCUCGGUGCUGUCUGAGGUGUGCGUGACUGCAAUGCUUCACGUGCCUCCCCCUCCCUCUUGUCCUCCCCUCACCCCCACCCCGCCUCCGGCCGCCCCUCUCCCCCUCAGUCUGGAUACCGUCUGGAUCGGCACCUUACAGAACAGGCUGCUCGUGUACAGCGGGAGUGCGUGCGACUCGCAGGAGGAGCUGCGCCGCACUGAGCUGCCUGCUGCCGUGUCGGCGCUUUUAUAUCACUGCCAGAUGGUGUACGUUGGUUUGACGAACGGAUCGCUGCAGAUGUACCAGCGUGACCCCGCUGACAGCUGCUGGCUGCUGUCACCUGCUGCCAGCAUUGCCCUCAGCGACGACGAACAGGCUCCUGUCAAGGCACUGCUGCCCCUGGCAACUCAGCUCUGCGCUGCCGUCGAUCACAGGGUGGUGGUCAUCGACUGCGUCACCUUGACAGUUGUUAAGCAAAUGUCAACCCACCACGGUGGUGCGGUGAGCUUGAUGGCCCACUCGGGCAUCGGGCUGUGGUUGAGUGAGGGUGGGUCGUCGACAGUGUGCCUCUACCACACCGAGAGCUGCCGCCACCUGCAGGAUAUUGACGUGGCGCCCUCCGUGUGCCGCAUGCUCGCUGUGGCGGUGGGUUCGUGUAGUGUGGUGGUGACGGCGCUGGUGGUGAGUCGUGGGCUGCUGUGGGUGGGCACCAGCGUGGGCGUGACAGUGACGCUUCCUCUACCCCGCCUGCAAGGUGUGCCCAUCAUCAGUGGGCGACCCACACUAAGUUACCACGCCCACACCGGCCCAGUCACCUUCCUGAUGACUCUCAUGACCCCUGAGUACUAUAACCUCCCUACACAAACAGAGCCUCUUCCUCACAACGAAGAUCAAGUCGUCGAGGAAGACGCCUCACAACAGAGGACACAGCCUCGGGAUGUUGGGGAUGACCCGAAGAAGCUAGUAAACCCGCAGGUGUUGGUCAAGAGGGCCCACACGCUCCCCAGGGGAUUUGGGAAUUCAAGUGGGACCGGGCUAACACCCUUAGGGGAGCUAGCGCCCAGUGGGACCGAAGAGGCGGCGGUGCUGGGGGUGUGUGGGGACCUCCUUCGUCACUGGUCAGACGAAGAGGUCGUUCAGAACCACGACGGAGGAGGAAUAGUCGGGGAUUUGAGGCGCAGUGACCCUUCCCUGUCAUGCGUUGGGUCCUCAGGAUCCACAAGACGAAGCGAUCCUUCGUUGUCCUGCGCAGGUUCCACUUCGCUGGACCGACGCUCGAGACUCAAGGCAGGACGGCCUAGGUCUCUGGACCUGAGCUCAGCAUACAUAGAGAGCAAGACGUCCGUCGUCACCACGAGCUCCAUGGGGUCUGACGACGCCUGCGCCGCGCUGUCCAACAGACAAUCACUCAUACGGGAUGCCGUGCGAAUAGACGACGUUAUCCCAGAAUCUCAAGAUCCUGAUCAUAAGACCGGUGAUCCUGAACAGGAUGAUGACUUAUUGAGAAUUGGCUCACAAGAUGAAAAUAGUGCGCAGGUCAGUCUUUCCUUUGAGGGAGAACUAGUGUUGGAUCCUGAAGCCUCCGAGCUUAACAGGGAUUCAAAACAAAAUCAAGAAUUGUCGAACGUGAACGAAGGGGAAAACUCGGAAUUAGAUACAUUGGACCGGAAUGCAAUUAUUGAUAACGCAUGUGUAAUUCACAAAGACAAUGUCGACGUUGCCUUGGGAAAUGAUGGCAGUGUUUCAGCUGAAGUUUCUCAUGUACAGUUGCCUUCUACCGAAGAAAUGCCCACUGAUGGAUCUCGUGACGAGACUACUGAAAUUCUCACUGCAAGCAACGAUUCAACUCAUGGAGAAGCUAAUGUGGCUCAAAAAUCGUAUGUUGCCGAUGAAGUUGCCUCUAGCGAAGAUAUUCUCUUGACUGAAGAAUCUCCCGAUGAAAAUAAGAGGUGCUCAGAGGAAGAUACUAAAUUCUGUGAAACCAAGAAUCUUGAUGAAAACACUGUGACAGACGCCCCUGUGCCAGAGGUUACUGAAGUAAAUUUCCCGACAGCAGGUGAUUCCUCAGCAACUUUGAUGUCGACGGGAGAAGAAGUCUCAUCGGAAGACCAGCCUUCAGAAACAAUGCGACGAGGGCAUUGUCGUAGCUCCAGCGACGUCACUGUUGCCAGUUCCUCGUCGCUGACGUCAGAGACAAGACCUAAAUUAUCGCUCCACUCCGCUUUGGGGCCCGUCGAGUCUUCGCCCUUAAAAAACAAUAAAGAAAUUCUCAAAGUUCCCCCCAAAGUUAGCAACAGCGAUUCCGGUGAACCCCUCAGCAGGAAUCUAGCGGGAACUCUGAACCGUAAAUGUGCGGCCAACAAAACUGGCAGCGGAAGUUCAGGCGGGGGACCGGGGCUUGAUGUGGACCAGCCUAGGACGGUGCUCGUGCUCACGGGAGGUCAGGGGUACAAGUGCAUCAGGGAUCCAACCCCCACCAACGGGCCGCCCCACAACAACACUGACGCCCACAUCCUCGUGUGGGAGAUGAAACUCUGAAGGUGGCAGCUACUGACGUGUGCAGCGUAGCAAUCGCUGAACAUUUCUGAACGCUACGAGCUGCGGAAAUUAUACUAGCUGAGGAAUAUCUGUGAUCAUUUAGGAUUAAAAAACUGUUACACUGUUCCAUUCCCACUGGGAUUCAAACUGCGCGAGCCUGAAUGCCGUGCUAAUUUCAUACUUUAUUGACAUUUAAUUUUCUUCGGAGUAAACGGUGUAGUUUAUACUAUCUAUGUUUUCUAGGGCAUUUAUGUGCAGUGUAAUUCUAAUAACUGCGGAGGCUGGCGUGCGUCGUAGCACUGUAGGGUAAUUCUGCUCCUCAUGAGGUCGUUACGUUGGAAAGUUUCCUUGUGUUCUCGAGUUCUACUGACCGAUGCCAUGGUUGAUCUCUCCAGCUAAAUAUAUAUUAGUAACUAAAGUAUCUGGAGAGAUGAAAAGGGAGGCUAAAUGAUAGAUUCUAUAUGUCCCAAAGUUGGCUGCAUAAUUCUAGAACCAAGCGAUAUUUGUGUCGAUAAUUAUCAGGAAGACUAUAGCCUUCUCUGGUAAACCUGUGUCAUAUGUCUAGCAUGUACCUAUGAUGUAUUUUUUGAUUGUGCAUUUAAAAUAAUUUUGAUCAAUCGUGCAAUCGUCCCGUGCUGGUCAGGCAAGUAUACGAGCGGCGAGCGAUGGCGCCAUACCUGCACGCAAUUGCCUCUGGCAGCUAAUGAGUUACCGCCAAAUACCGUCAAGCCUAUAAUUAUUCAACAUCUAUACGAUGCUCACCGUAGGCUUACACGGACACGGACGUCCGUCCGACAUAUGCAACACCUUAUAUCGGUCGCUGUGUGGUUAAGAGAUUCAUUUUAUUAUAAACAAAUCAUGAAAUAUAUAUUAAAUAAAGUCAAAUAUUAAAUUUAAGAAGUCUACAGAGAAAUUUUGAAUUCGCUUGUUGUUGUAGAGGGCCGCAGACAUGUCGCUCCAACUUUAUGAGAAGAUUGUCAUCUCAGAUGCCGCAAUUUUGGUUGAGAAAUGCAGCUGCUUUAUAUGAACGUAAUCUUCUGUGUUCAGGCCUAUUGUCGGCAACCCAAUCACUUGAUGCCCAGUCUGCCCGUAGAUCUUCCAUGAACAAAGUGGGCGCGCUUUACUAGGGGUAAUGAUUCAUUAUCGUUGUAUGACUUUCACGCUUUUGAUUCAUUGAAGUAAACAACAUUAAUCAUUAAUUAUUUCAUCCAUUUACGCCUGUUGUAUUUGUUUCGUUGACAGCGCCGUCGGUGUUCUCAUGGAGUUGUGAACGGUGCGUUCACUUCGGUGCCUGCGCCCGACCAUUUUAACUCUUAAGUUACGCAUUAUUUUGCACAUUAUUCCUUCCGUGAAUUCCUAAAGGAUUAAAUCUAGAAUGCAACGAGUUUACAAUUGUUUAUACCUUCCAGCGGAGUUGCCGUUUAUUUCAUUGUCUUCAUUGUUAUGUCAUUGUCAGAGGAAGCAAAUUUUGAACACUUGGCCAAACUGGUCGUAUAGUGCACAAGUGUGUCUGUGCCAAUACGGUGUGUGCGGCUGUGUUAUGGAGCUGCCGACCUGCCAUCAACUAUCAUGUAGGUAGAGGCAAAUACCAAAUACUUGUUGAGCUUUGUGUAAGUAAGGAAAAUCAAAACAAAUCUAGGACAAGAUAUAUUUCCUGGUUAUUUUUCUAUAUCGUUUGCCAUGAGUCUAGAUCAUUUAAUUUCUGUACAUAAACACGCUUUGUACGAUGAUUAAGUGUUACAGAGUCUGGUCCAUCUAUUGUGUAAAUGUGCUAGUUAUAUGAUUAUAUAUAAUUCAUAAACGUUGUGUAAUACGAUGA
Molecule: messenger RNA, 9327 nt
Organism: Hyalella azteca
Lineage: Eukaryota; Metazoa; Arthropoda; Malacostraca; Amphipoda; Hyalellidae
Exons: 19
Coding region: 258-7508 (2416 amino acids)
Biological process (GO): positive regulation of stress fiber assembly; actin cytoskeleton organization
Molecular function (GO): guanyl-nucleotide exchange factor activity
Source: RefSeq, a predicted model, not a curated record